CAUCCCUGCCUGCAUCCCUGUCUCUAUCACUGCCUGCGUCCCUGCCUGUGACAGUGGCAACCACGCGCUGUGCCCCCCAGGCCAACCAUAAGCCUGUGCCAGCACAAAGCAGCGCUGGAGGGGCCGGGGGACGAGGCUGGGAGGCGAGGGUGGCCAAGGGGCUGCAGUGCGUGCCCUGGUGCCAGCAGGGGCUGCAGCAGCUGCUCCCACCUGAAGCCUGGCGGGUUCCCCCCACCUUUGCUCUCCUGGCACUCCUCCCAUCGGCGCCACAGUCCUCACCCAGUCCCAUCUUUGUUUUCUCCUCCUCCAAAUGUGGUUUGUACCCUCAGAUGGAGCUGCAGGGCUCCUGGCCACCAAGCUGGCUGUGCCAGUGCCGCUGUGCCCAUCCUGUGGUGCAGGAGAUCCGUGAGACCUCCCUGGUGGUGAAAAGGAGCUUCAUGGUCUGCUAUGAGCAGUGCUCCAGCAGGGAGUCCCCCAGGCACCCCUGUCCUGGGUGGGGAUGUGUGUCUGUCCUAGGUGGGGAUAUGCAUCCACCCCUGAAGGUUGAUGUCUGCUCCAUGGAGAUCUCUGCUGCCUCUCCUACAAAGAGCUUUGUCCUCCAGCCAGCCUUUCCCUCCAACAGCCAUGGAGAAGUCAUUAAACCAGGCAGAGGAAAUAGAUCUGCAAUAAAAGUGACAGGCGCUGGGGUCAAGGCUCGUUGUGACUCACAUAAUGAACAUAAAGCAAGGCAGACGCUGCAGCGGUCAGGAGCUCAUGGGUUGGGUGGGACAAAGGGCACAUCCCAGAGGGCUCCUCCCAUGGAGAGCAAGACCCAUCUGUGGUGUGGGCACAGGCUGCUGCCCUACCUGCCCAGCGUAGCUUAGUCUGUUUGUCACCAUCACACUCCAAUGCUGCCAACAAACAUGUCUCUGAUCUCACAAGGCUGCUCGACACUAAAACAUCGCUGCUGUCUCUUUUUCCAGCACAUCCAACCUGACCAACUAAUGCACUUGCAGUUCGUUCUUCUCGUUACUCCACCCACAUGCUCUCACUAGUGCUGAAGUUGCCUCAUGCUCAUCUUUGAGGCCUUCCACAUGUUUCUGCUCCUCAGAAACCCAUACCCUCAUGGAAGAUGUGGCAUCAGAAGUUCAGCUCCAUCUCUCCAAAGCCCAGUCCCUUUUCCAUCUAACAACACUGGCUAAAAGCUGGGAUGCGUUGUGGCCCCAUCCCUCCACACUCCUUUCAGAUGCCACCUCCUUGCCCUGGGGGGUCCAUAUUCUCCUCUGUGAUCCCUCUCCAGCUCUGGGCCUACCUGUGGGAAGGGACAACUCUCCACAGGGACAAUGAUAGGCAGGGAGCCAAUCGAGUUAGGGUUACACUGAGGGUUAGGUUUAUGGUCAACCUUAGGGUUAGAGGUGUCCCUAAGUAGAGUUUUCCCUGUGGAAAGUGACCCACGGGGAGUUGUCCUAGAGCACCUACCCAUGUUCAAGGGCUGGGCAGGGCAGGCAGGAGCAGCAACAGCAUCCACCUCUGCUCCUUCUGCAAACCAUGGCAGGGGUUUGGGUGCCCUUCAGCUUUGCUCAGGUUAUGAAGACUCCAUGAAACGUGCCAAUUCCCCAAAACACUCAGGGUUUUCCCAUCCUGCCCCCUUCCAUGCAGCCCAAACAUUAUGCAGGUGUGUGGGACCCCCGACCAGAGGUGAGAAUGGUGCUCCACGCUUAUGUCCAUCCUGUCUCUUGCUCCACUCCCAUCUCCUCCUUGCCCUGCUUGGCACUGCCCACAGGUGUCCCCAAGGAACUCAGAGCUCACUGCCGAGGGUGGGAGGGGUGGCAGGAAGGAAUGGGCUCACCAGAGAACACUGCCUCCUGGGAACCCCAGGAACCAGGCUGGUUCCAGCAUGGAGGACGUUGUCUUGAAGCAGUUCAAGCUGUAACUUUGGGGGAAGCAAGGGUGGCUUUGUCCUGAGGGAGCCAGGACUGUGCUGCCACUCCAGCCCGACUACGCUGAAGCAGGGGGUCUGGCUGCCGAGAGGGGCUCAUCCUGCCUGACCCCAGCUCCUUCCCACCCCCACCCAUUGCCCCGCGUCUCCCCAGAGGGAGGCAGAGGUUUUGGCAUGAGCAGCCAGGCCAGGGCUCCAAAAAAAGACACGGAGGUGAGAGUAACAGGUGCUGACGUGGUCCUUGGGGCUAAUCUGCUUCCUCAUUGGGUAAAAAGCCCACCAACAUGACACUGCUCACCCUGUUACUGGAGCCACAGUGGAAGAAGAGCUCUGUUGAGACCCCACCGGGAGGGCUGCAUCCAGUCUGGACUCCUCAGCACAGGAAGGACAUGGAGCUGUUGGAAUUCACUUUCAGUGCACAGGACAACAACCUCCACCCCGUAUCCACUCCCAGAGGGGUACAGGAAGAAGGACCUGUCACCCAAGGUACGGACCUUGGGUCCGCUCCGCUCCCCAUCCUGCCAGGCACCUCCAGCGCAGCCAUGCACCUUGCGCUCUGCAUCGCAGCCUGGGUGCUCCUGCUCCAGGGCUGUGCCACGGGCCAACCACCGCAGGCUGCCUCAGCCAGGACCGACAUCCGCGACUGCUCCACGGAGCCACCGCAGUACCUGCCACCCACGGCCACCAACACCUCGGCACGGCUGGCCGCUCUGCGGGGCACCAUGCGAGCCCACAGCAUCCAAGCCUACAUCGUUCCUGCCACAGAUGCCCACAUGAGUGAGUACAUCGCUGAGCGGGAUGCCCGCCUGGGCUGGCUCACUGGCUUCACCGGCUCGGCAGGCACAGCCGUGGUGACACAGGACAGGGCUGCCCUGUGGACUGACAGCCGCUACUGGACCCAGGCUGAGCGGCAACUGGACUGCAACUGGGAGCUGCAGAGGACAACUUGGAUUGAGUCCAUCGGUCUGUGGAUCCUGGAGGCAGUUCCUGUAGGGGGGAACAUCAGCUUGGAUCCCUUCCUCUUCUCCAUAGACACAUGGGACAGCUACAGCCAGGCUCUACACGGCUCGGGCAGGACCCUGCUCCCCAUCAACACCAACCUGGUGGAUCAAGUGUGGGGUGACCAGAGGCCCCCACCAGCCUCCAGGGAGAUCUACAGCCUCCCAGAAGCCUUCGUGGGGAGCAGCUGGCAGGAGAAGGUGGCCGGGAUCCGGCAGCAGAUGGAGCAGCACGUCCGACGCCCCACAGCUGUGCUGCUGUCAGGGCUGGAGGAGACAGCCUGGCUCUUCAACCUCCGUGGAGAUGACAUCCCCUACAACCCUGUCUUCUACUCCUACACUCUGCUGACCAACACCAACAUUAGCCUCUUCGUGGACACAGCACGGCUGGAGGCGGCGGCGCAGGAGUCACUGCAGGCUGAUUGCCCUGGGCCACUGUGCGUGGAGCUGCUGGAGUACGGGCAGGUCCGUGACCACCUCCUGCGCUACGUCCAGGGCGAUGUCACCAUCUGGCUGGGCACUGAGUACACCACCUUCGGCCUCUACAGCCUCAUCCCCCAGGAGAAGCUGCUGGAGGACAGCUACUCCCCCGUCAUGACGGCCAAGGCAGUGAAAAACACCAGGGAGCAGGAGCUGCUGCGAAAUGCGCAUGUCCGGGACGCGGUGGCUGUCAUCCAGUACCUGCUGUGGCUGGAGAAGGCAGUCCCUCAGGGGCAGGUGGAUGAGUUUACAGGGGCACAACACAUCGACGCGCUCCGCCAGGCGCAGGAGCACAGCCGCGGGCCCAGCUUCCAAUCCAUCUCAGCCAGCGGGCUCAACGCGGCGCUGGCCCACUACAGCCCCUCCAAUGGGAGCAGUCGGAAGCUGUCUGUGGAUGAGAUGUACCUUUCGGACACCGGAGGACAAUAUCUGGAUGGGACAACAGACAUCACGCGGACGGUGCACUGGGGUGUGCCAACCCCACUCCAGAAGGAAGCCUAUACCCGUGUGCUGAUGGGCAACAUUGACCUGUCCCGCCUCGUCUUCCCACCCAACACGGCAGGGAGAACGGUGGAGUCCUUUGCCCGCCGAGCACUCUGGGACGUGGGACUCAACUAUGGCCACGGGACCGGCCACGGUGUUGGCAACUUCCUCUCAGUCCAUGAGUGGCCUGUGGGCUUCCAGUCCAACAACGUGCCCCUGACGGCCGGCAUGUUCACCUCCAUCGAGCCCGGGUAUUACCGGGAUGGUGAGUUCGGGAUCCGCAUUGAGGACAUCGCCCUCGUGGUGGAGGCGCAGACCAAGCACCAGAGUGAGGAGAAGCCCUUCCUGACCUUCGAGGUGGUGUCCCUGGUGCCCUACGACCGCAACCUCAUCGACCUCAGCCUCCUGUCACCAGAGCAGAUCCGGUACCUGAACGCCUACUACGAGACCAUCCGGGCCCGCGUGGGGCCAGAGCUGCAGCGGCAGCGGCUGGAGGAGGAAUAUCGCUGGCUGCAGCGGAACACGGAGCCCUUCCCACUGGGCAACACCGCCACCGCCACCGCCACCGCCAACCUGGGCACGUUGGUCCUGGCCGCCCUCCUCUCUGCGCCGCUCACCCGGCUGCAAGCAUGAUCCUGCGCCAGCUGGCCUUGCGUCAGCCCUCUCCCCACCGCGGCCAUUUCUUCUCCCUGAGGCUCACUUCCUUUUUUUGAUGUUUUCUAUUUGCUCGUUCAGGAUUAAACAUGAGCAACCGCGGAGGGUCCCUGCGCUCUGCACACUGCAGCAGCAGCCCCGCGCGCUGCUAGCCUGCCCGCUGCUGUGGGGACACCCCACAGAGCCCCCAGCCCCACGGGGGGGGCUCUGCCCGGGCUGCCUGCACACACCUGGGGUGGCCAAGGCAGCCCUGGUGGCCAGGAGGCAGAUUCAGGGCAGGUUUUAAUUCUUGAGACAAGAGAUGGAGGGAGUGGAGCAAGAGUGUAAGGCAGCUGGUCUGAGCGGGGCCAUCCCCACGGCCCUGUGCCCGCCAGCCGCGGGUGCCAGUGCAGCCAUCCCACCCAGCCAGGAGGAGCUGUGGGGGCAGGGGACA
Molecule: messenger RNA, 4966 nt
Organism: Cuculus canorus (common cuckoo)
Lineage: Eukaryota; Metazoa; Chordata; Aves; Cuculiformes; Cuculidae
Gene: XPNPEP2
Product: X-prolyl aminopeptidase 2
Exons: 22
Coding region: 2203-4512 (769 amino acids)
Molecular function (GO): metalloaminopeptidase activity
Source: RefSeq, a predicted model, not a curated record